This is a messenger RNA of Ceutorhynchus assimilis (cabbage seed weevil), 8495 nucleotides long. The record is from the annotation of a GenBank genome assembly. Lineage: Eukaryota; Metazoa; Arthropoda; Insecta; Coleoptera; Curculionidae.
GGAGAUGUCAGAAAAAUUCGAAAUAAAGUGCGUUCGAUCCUACCAGUCGACUAGGUCGAUAUCAAGUUUGACAUUUGACAUCUGUCAAAUUUUUUAUUUUUUUUUAAUUUUUGGAAUUUUUCAAAAUUAUGUCUUAUUAGAAUGUAAAUAAAGCAAUAUAUAUGUAAAUCAGCCCUAAGAAGAUUAUUUGCAGUGAAAAAUCAUGUCGCUGUCAUUACGUAUCAACAUUGUCGACAGCAACGUCACAAAAACAAUCGUUUUCAACCCUUCUACGACUGUACACGACGCCUGCCGAAUCAUCAGGGAAAAAUGCACCGAAGCGCAAGGACAACCCAAAGACUACGGCCUUUUCCUCACCGACGAAGACAACACUACGGGCGUUUGGCUGGAGCAAGCGAGAAACCUCGAGUACUACAUAUUGAAAAACGGCGACACAAUUGAGUACCGCAAAAAGUUGCGCACCUUGCGCGUAAAAAUGCUCGACGGUUCCGUGAAAACGAUGCUGGUCGACGACUCGCAAAUCGUCGCCAACAUGAUGGUUGUUAUCUGUACGAAACUUGGCAUCACCAACCAUGACGAGUACUCGCUGGUACUCGAAGACUACGAAAACCAAGAGAACCUCAACAACUAUGGUACUUUGACCUUGAAACGGCGCAAAGAGGAACGCGACCGUGACGUCAAAAUGGAACAGUUGAAAAGAAAAUUGCACACCGACGACGAGGUCAACUGGCUGGAUCCGUCAAAAACACUGAGAGAGCAAGGCAUUGCCGAAAACGACACCGUGUUGCUGCGCAGGAAGUUCUUCUUUUCGGAUCAAAAUAUCGACUCUAGGGACCCGGUGCAGCUGAAUUUGCUCUACGUGCAAGCGCGCGACGCCAUUUUGAACGGAACGCACCCGAUAACGCAGGAAAAGGCGUGCGAGUUUGCCGGAAUCCAGUGCCAGAUCCAGUUCGGGGAUUAUUUGGAGAGCAAACACAAACCUGGAUUUUUAGACCUGAAAGAAUUCUUGCCGCAAUCGUACACGAAAAUCAAGGCUAUCGAAAAGAAGGUUUUCCAGGAACACAAAAAAUGCCUCGGCCUCAACGAACUCGAAGCUAAAGUCAAGUACACGAAAACCGCUCGCUCUUUACCGACUUAUGGAGUGACAUUUUUCCUUGUCAAAGAGAAAAUGAAAGGGAAAAAUAAGUUGGUACCGCGCCUUUUGGGUGUUACAAAAGACUCAGUAUUGAGGCUCGAUGAAAAAACCAAAGACAUUAUACAAACUUGGUUGCUGACAACUGUCCGAAGAUGGGGUGCCUCACCUAAUACAUUUACACUAGACUUUGGCGAUUAUUCGGAUCAGUACUACUCGGUACAAACCACUGAAGCUGAGCAAAUUCAGCAAAUCAUUGCCGGUUAUAUUGAUAUUAUUUUGAAAAAGAAACAAGCAAAAGACCAUUUUGGUAUUGACGGAGAUGAAGGCUCUACGAUGUUUGAAGAAAGUGUAGCACCACAUAAAGCCUCCAUUAUUCAACAUGAAAGUAGUACCAUUGGAAAGUUGGACGUACACUCGGUUGCCAAACCGGCCAUUUUACGCGGAGGAGAUUCAGGUUGGUUGCCUAUAGAGGAUUUCAAGCGUUUGACCGGCCAAAAGCAAAUUCAUAUGGGCGCCAUGGAAAGUCCCAAAAUGUCAACUGUCAGUGGUCAAGCUAAUUUGACCCACACUCCUCCUAUAACGUCGUAUAGAGAAACCAAAAUCCACCAGUUAAUGUCCGAACCUCAGCGUGCAUUGAUUUCCACAAUAGAAGCAGCUCAUACCAAAAUCAAAGAGUCUGAGAUCGAGCUGGAAACCAGGGCUCAUUAUCCGGAAAUCGGAACGGAUGCGGCAGCAAAAAAAUGGAAGCAAGUCACUUUGGAUACGAGCAAACAAAAUGUCGGCAGCAAAAUUGCCGCCAUGAACGCGGCCACUGCACAAGUUGUGACGUUGACAUUGACACAAGACGAAGUGGAUCAUCACGCGGUAGGUGCGGCCAUUACAACUAUAGGCAGCAACUUGCCUGAAAUGACUAAAGAAGUCAAAAAAAUUAUCGCUUUUACCGAGGAUCAAAAUAUGGGAGACAAACUUUUAGAUGCUACAAGGCAUUUGUGUAAAGCUUUCAGCGAUUUGCUCAGAGCCGCCGAGCCGGAAAGCAAAGAGCCCAGGCAAAGUCUUCUGAGCGCCGCUUCGAGAGUGGGCGAGGCCAGCACUCAAGUCCUAGCCACAAUCGGCGAAGACACGGCGGAAAACAAAGAACUUCAAGACCUUUUAAUGUCGCUAGCGAAAAUCGUAGCGAACACCACAGCCGCUCUGGUGCUCAAAGCGAAAAACAUCGCAUCGACUUGCGAAGAUCAGCAGACUCAAAACCGAGUCAUAGGAGCUGCGACUCAGUGCGCUCUGGCAACGUCGCAACUUGUCGCCUGCGCCAAAGUAGUCGCGCCAACAAUUCAGUCGCCCGCCUGUCAAGAACAACUAACUGGAGCGGUGCGCGAGGUUGCCAAAGCUGUCGAAAAUUUAGUAGGAAUCUGUAACGAGGCAAGACCAAAUGACGAAUUGAAUGAUCAAUUGAAACAGGCCGCAGCUGAAGUUACACGCUCUUUAAAUGAUCUUUUGAAUCACAUAAAGUCAGCGUCGACUCGUCGGGUCAAAGAAUCAAUACAAGAACAAAGCGUUGAAGAAAUCACAAUAGCAACUGAUAAAAUCCAAGCGGCCUCGGGGGACGCCAAUGAAAUGGUCAGACAAGCGCGCCGACUUGGCAACGCCACAGCCCAACUUAUCCAAAGUAUUAAAGGCGAAGCCGAAAAACUACCGCGCGACACCGAAAUCCAACGCCGCCUAUUGGCAGCUGCCAAAACUUUAGCGGACGCCACUGCCAAAAUGGUCGAAGCGGCGCGCCGCUGCACCGAGUGUCCUAGUGACACGACCUGUCAAGAUCUUCUGAGACGAACCGCCGAAAAUCUCAGAGACGUCACAAUGGUUGCCGCUACUACUCCGGCUCUGAGAGCAAAAUUAGUGGACCGAGUGCAGGUUUGUGCUCAGAAAGCGAUUUCGUCGGCGACUCAGUGCAUAACCGCCGCUCAGGCGAGUCACGAGUUCAAUUCGAAUCCCGCGACUCGCGAGGCUCUGAGUCAAGACACUCGCGAAAUGUCGGAUCAGAUUCCGGCUUUGGUCGAGUCCAUUAAGGCUAACGGCUCAGUGCCGGACGAUGCAAAUGCUCAGAGCGAGCUCAUGUAUGUCGCUGAGGUGUUUCUACAUCCUGCCACUCAUUUCGUGCAAACGUCAAGGACUGUGUUGCCUACUUUGACAGAUCAAACGAUGACGGAGCAGCUGUCAUUUACCAGUUAUCAGUUGAGCUCGGAUUUGAGCGAGUUGCGCAGCGCCAUCUGCAGGGCGAAGCCCGCUUGUCAAGGUUUAGGCCUAGAAGGCCCCUCCCAACUAAUUGAGGCCCUUCAAGAAGAACUUCAAGAAUUCGAAAAGGCCGUGGACGCGCACCGCUUGCGCCCCCUACCGGGAGACUCGAGCGAAAAGGGCGUCUUACAACUAAUCGCCAGCUCGAAACUCGUCAAUCAGGGCGUGGCUCAGCUUCUGAGCGCUACUGCGCAAGGCAACGAGCUGUACAAUGCUCAGGCGGCCCGCGACACUGCGCACAGUCUCAGAAAUUUCACCGGAGCUUUACGUUGCAUUGCAGCGACAAGCGAUAAUCCUGAGCUUCAGCGCAAAAUCAUUUAUAGCGGCCAAGAAGUGCUGGCGCAUGCUCAGAAACUCCUAGAGGAGUCUUAUAGGAGUUUGCACUCGGUGGAUCUGAGUCCGAUUUUGCAAAAGGCCGCUAAAAAUGUCAGCGUUUCUUUGCAAAAGACUAUCGGGUGUUUGCCUGGACAAAAAGAUGUCGAUGCGGCCAUUACAAAUAUUAUUGAAUGGAGCUCUGCAUUGGACAGUGGCGAAUUCCCGAGCACAAACAAAUCUUAUGGGGAAUUGCAGCAAGAGCUGGCAACAGCGGCCGCGAAUUUGGAUCAAGCCAGUGCCGGAGUGGUGCACUCGGUCCAAAACCCCGUCCAAUUGGCUUCCAGUUCCAAAGACUUUUCCUUGGCCUUCCACGAUUUGUUGCAAAUCUCCAUGGAAAUGGCGGGCGAAACAAAUGAAACUCAAACCCGCCACCAAAUGUUGAGCUCCUUGAAAACAAUGUCGACGUCAUCAAGCGCUUUGUUGACCACAGCCAAAUCGCUCAGUGCCGAUCCGACGUUGCCAAAUGGAAAAAACCAGCUGGCAACAGCGGCCCGAGCUGUCACUGACAGUAUCAAUCAUUUGGUCAAUGUGUGCACGUCUGCCGCGCCCGGUCAAAUUGAAUGUGACAACGCUGUCAGGAAAAUUCAGGCCUUGAGGUAUUUGCUGGAAAAGCCUUCUGAGCCCAUAAGCGAUUUUUCCUAUUACGAAUCACUGGAUUCUGUCAUCGAACGCAGCAAAUCGCUUGGGGAGUCGCUCACUGGGAUGACAAAUACGGCGAGGCUUUCUGAGCACGAAAGGUUUUCUGAGCACAUCAAGUUUUUCAGCGGCACGAUUUGUUCGCUGGUCGAAUCUUCGGCUCAGACUGCUUAUUUGGUCGGUGUGUCAGACCGCAGCUCGAUAGCGGGCAGACCGGGACUGGUGGACCAAGCACAAUUCGCCAGGGCUUCGCAAGCGAUCAAAAGGGGCUGCGAGGCCCUGACAACUUCAGCAAGCCCCCAAAAACAAGUCUUAGAAGCGGCCACCGUAAUUGCCAAACACACCAGCGCCCUCUGCAAUUCUUGCAGGGUUGCCAGCUCUAAAACGACCAAUCCGGUUGCCAAAAGGCAAUUCGUGCAAAGUGCCAAGGCGGUUGCCAAUUCAACUUCGGCUUUGGUCAAGGAAAUUAAGGCCUUAGACAAUGAUUAUAGUGAGGAAAAUAGAAAACGGUGCUCAGAAGCCACUAGGCCUUUAUUGGAGGCUGUAGAAGACUUGUGCGUCUAUGCCAGCUCUUCUGAGUUUGUUACAAUACCUGCAAAAAUAUCUUCUGAGGCGAGAGAGGCUCAGAAGCCUAUAGUAAGCGCAGGCAAUUGUUUAAUAGAUAGCGCUUGCGCGGUUAUAAUUGCCGCCAAAAACCUCAUUCUAAUGCCAAAAGAUCCGGUGACUUGGCAACAAUUCGCCAAAUGUUCCAAAGACGUUUCUGAUGCCAUGAAACAUUUGGUUGUCAGUAUCAGAACUUCUGCGCCCGGAGGCAACGAGUGCGAAAAGGCCGCUCAGAUUCUGAGCAACCAUUUGAAAACUUUAGAUGCCGCUUACAUGGAUGCCGUAUCACAAUCGCUACAGCCUAGGAAAACGGCAACGUUGCCAAUUUUCAGUCAACAAGUCGAACGCUCCGCUGCCGGAUUAUUGGACUGUAUUGAGCCUCUGAGGCAAGCGGCAAAAUUUGAAGCUGAAAAUAUCGGACACGUUCUGAGCCAAGCGAUUCAGUAUUUUGAGCCGCUAGUUCAAAACGUCAUCGGUACUGCGUCAAAUAUGACAAACUCUAAGCAACAAGAGCAGCUUUUGAACCAAGCAAAAUCCGUCACUGAGAGCGCCCUGCAACUGAUUUACGCUACAAAAGAUUGCGGCGGUAACGCCCAAGCCAAAACCUGUCACUCUGACAUUGACGAAACGUCAAAAUACGUCAGCGAAGCGAUCCAAGAGCUCCUGCACUCGUUGGAAAUAAUCUCGACUCAGAGCGGCAUUGUUUCGGGCGUGGUCGACAAUCUGACGCGCGCAAUGACGCGUCUGUCAGACCACAGAGCGUCACUUGUCGUUUCUGACAGCGACGAUUACGUCGAUUAUCAGACAAGGAUGGUCGCUUGCGCUAAAGAAAUCGCUAAGUUGAGCGGGGAAACUGCCGCCAAAGCCGCCGCCGAUAGUCGGCAGUUGGCGGCAUUGGGAGCGCGGUUGGCGCAUGCGUAUGCGCGCUUGGCGGGUGACUGUGUCGGAGCCGCGGCCGCCGCUACUAACGGCGAAGUGGGGACCAGGCUUAAAGAGGUGGUCCAACAACUAGGAGGCGCUUGCGUCGACUUGGUCCAAGCAAGCGGCCAGUGCCUCAUUGCGCAGGACGACAUCAGCCUGCGAACGGUGGGCGAAUGUUCUAGAACCGUCAACGAAAAAGUCGCCGCCGUUCUGGCAACGUUGCAAAGCGGCUCUCGAGGUACUCAGGCGUGCAUCAAUGCCGCGUCGACAGUUUCGGGCAUCAUCGGCGACCUGGAAACGACCAUAAUGUUCGCGACGGCGGGAAAUUUGAAUUCCGAACGGGAAAACGAGUCAUUUGCAGACCACCGCGAAAAUAUCCUCAAGACUGCAAAAGCUUUAGUUGAAGAUACGAAAACUUUGGUUGCCGGUGCUGCCAGCACCCAAGAACAACUGGCGGUCGCCGCUCAAAACUCUGUCGCCACAAUCGUUCAAUUGGCCGAGGUUGUCAAGUUUGGCGCUGCCAGUUUGGGCUCGGACAAUCCCGACUCGCAAGUGAUGCUCAUCAAUGCUGUGCGCGACGUUGCCAGCGCACUGGGCGACUUGAUUCAAGCCACCAAGGCCGCUAGCGGCAAACCUGUCAACGACCCGACAAUGACACAUUUAAAAGACAGCGCAAAGGUGCCGGACUCGGACACCGAUUGGUGGAUUUCCGACCAGGAGGAGGAGCUACUGCGCUUGCUCAGCGACAGCAAGGAAAACGUCAACGACAUUGGAGGACAACAAAGCGACAUUGCGCAAUGCAUGGGCGUAAUGGUGACCAAUGUGACGUCACUGCUGAAAACUGUCAAAGCGGUUGAGGAUGAGCACACGCGCGGUACGAGGGCGCUGGAGUCGACCGUCGAGGCCAUCGCCCAAGAGAUGAGAACUUUGUACAGUAGUGAUGGUUGUAGACAAAACGUCAAAGCCGAAGAUUUGGUUAGGUGCACUAAGGGCAUUACUAGCGCCACCGCCAAAUCGGUGGCCGCCGGUAUAAGUAACAAACAAGACGAUAUUAUCGCUGCGGCGAAUUUAUCACGCAAAGCUAUCUCGGACAUGCUGAUAACGUGCAAAAGCGCCGCCUACACGUUGGCGGAAACAGCCGAGCUCCGGCAAGAGACCCUGGCGGCGGGACACGCGUGCGCACAAGAGUACCGCCAACUGCUUGUGGCCGUACUGGAGGGGCAGGCCGAUUUGAAGUCGCUUUUGCCGCAAAUUUCCCGAAAAAUCGCCCAAUCGGUUACCGACUUGGUGGGGGCGGCCAAACGACUCAAAGGUUCCGAUUGGGUGGAUCCCGAAGAUCCUACGGUGAUUGCCGAAAAUGAGCUCCUGGGGGCGGCGGCUUCUAUAGAUGCCGCCGCCAAAAAGUUGGCAAAUUUGAGGCCUAGAAGUGUCAAGGCUCAAGACCCCAACUUGGACUCGAUGAAUUUCGACGAAAUGAUCCUGGAGGCGGCAAAAUCGAUAACCGCCGCCACUUCCGCUCUAAUAAAAGCAGCCAGCGCCGCCCAGCGCGAACUAAUUGACAGCGGCAAAAUGGCGCGCUACCCGAACUCGUCGUCGGACGACGGCCAGUGGUCCGAAGGCCUGAUUUCGGCCGCCCGAUUGGUGGCCGCGGCCACUCACAGUCUAGUGGAAAGCGCCAACGCCCUCGUUCAAGGUUUGGGCAGCGAGGAUAAACUCAUUGCUGCCGCUAAACAGGUGGCUAGUUCUACUGCUCACCUGUUGGUGGCGUGCAAAGUCAAAGCGGAAGGCGACACGGAGGCUACGAGGAGGCUGCACGCGGCCGGUAAUGCAGUUAUCCGGUCUACCGACAAUUUGGUUAGGGCCGCGCAACAGGCUAAACAAGUAGAAGAAGAAAGGUACUUGAUAAUCAAUAGAAGAAUGGUGGGGGGUAUUGCGCAAGAAAUCAACGCGCAAUCCGAAGUUUGCCGAAUCGAGCGCGAACUGGAGGAGGCGCGCAACAAACUGGUGGCCAUCAGACAAGCAAAAUAUAAAUUAAAAGGUUAUGAAACAUCCGGCGACGAAACUGACGGGUACGUCAGCUCGGCACCCGAACAAGAUACACGAUUCACUCACAGCUACGACAGAUCUAACAAGUACGCAAGCCAUUUGGAAAAUCAACAAGGAACCGCCAGCUCGGAAUUCGUCAAAAACCCUUCGUACAAGUACGAGUAUUUCCGUUCCGAGCCUCAGAACAACGAGGAAUUUCAAUCGUCCUUUACGAAAAACGUCGAGUACAUCGACGAGGCUCCGGUGCUCAGAGAUCAGAACACGCUUGAGCAAAAGAUGCUCAGAAAAAGCGUCAGCGAGCAGAUUUUCGAGAAGAAAACGACGACCACCAGCAGGACGACCAAGCAGGAGUCGCAGCUGAAGACUUUUAAGUUUCAAUGAGGCUUUUUUCGUUUUUCAAGUGGUGCUUUAACGCUAUUUUUUGUCUUAAUAAUUAUUAAUUUGUGUCUGUAUAUGUAUUUAGUUAUUAAUAAAUUAAUUAUCUGGUUGA